CAGAUAUUUACAAAUACAUGACGCUUCUAAAUAUGCAACAUUAUUAUGGCUUCAAACAAAUAUUCUUAGAAAGCUGUAGUCAAUUAACCACGUGGUGCUUCAAACAAGAGAUUUGCUGCUCUCCACACAAAAAUCCAUAUAAGUUCGGUGUAAUCUAAUUAUUACGAGUAUGAAAGUUCAAGUUUCCAACAGAUAAAACAGCGCGUCUACUCAUCCUUAUUAGUUUGACCUUUCUGUUUGUGGUUACUAUUUCGUGUCGGAACAGCACCGUAUCAACUGGGAUAUUUGUGAUUUGUGUGGGGAAAAAAUGAGGCUUAUCGUUGUUACUUUGGCUGCUUUCAUCGGAUUAUGUGUGGCAGACCUUCCCCUGGAAAUUCCACAAAUUCCUAAGUUAGGAGAUUUUGAGGCAGUAAAAGAAAGAUGUGAGAAGAAAGCAGGUGCAGGCACAUACGAAAAGUUGGAGAAAGCCAUCGAGGAAACGAAGACAUGCAUCAAAGAGCUAGUGAACGUAGAAAAAGUGAAAGAAGAAGUAGAAGAAGCUAAGAAGACUGGCUCAAUGGACGAAGUGUUCGGCAGGUACUGCAAGAAGAGGCCAGAGCUGCGCGAGUGUUUCAUGAAAACCUACAACGCUGCUGAGCCAUGUUUGGAAGAAAUUGAAAGGCAGGCGGUCAACACUACGGAACAUAUACUCAACCAGAUUGGUGAUUUUGUUUGUUUCAAGGAUGGCGACAGAAUUGCCAUGUUCGUAGCAGAAGGUGGUGUAGAAUGUUUGAAAUCUCGAACAGACGCAAUCAAAAACUGCGUCAACGACACUGUGAAGUUCAACCCAUCAUCACUAGGAAACUCAAUUCCAAAUCUAUCUAUGGACCAGAAAAAAUGCGAUGAUAUGAAGAAAAUCCAAGAAUGUAUCGUGAAGGACUUGGAAACAGGCUGUGAUGACAGCACCCCAGCCAAUGUAGUAGACGCACUCUUCAGGUUCGUCAAGAAGAUUGCUUGCAAAGAUAUUAAGAAGAGAAGUGUCAGAAGUGUCAUUGAUUACUUCCUCUAAUAUUAUCCAAACUUGUAUCUUAGUUAAAUGAAUUUACAUCUAUUUUUUAAUUGCAUAGAAAACCCAUCACAUAAUUCCGAGACAUUUGUUUGUAGAUAUCCCGAAAUUUUAUUUUUUGAUAUCCUGUCAGUGAUGUAUUGAAGAGACAAUAAAUGAUUUACAAAAAACAAUAUAUACCAUAACUAUCUAAAACUGUAAUGACU
Acanthoscelides obtectus is the source of this 1251-nucleotide messenger RNA. NCBI's taxonomy places the organism in Eukaryota, Metazoa, Arthropoda, Insecta, Coleoptera, Chrysomelidae. The record is from the annotation of a GenBank genome assembly.